Molecule: messenger RNA, 2838 nt
Organism: Gavialis gangeticus (Gharial)
Lineage: Eukaryota; Metazoa; Chordata; Crocodylia; Gavialidae
Gene: MMP16
Product: matrix metallopeptidase 16
Exons: 10
Coding region: 294-2123 (609 amino acids)
Biological process (GO): extracellular matrix organization; proteolysis; skeletal system development
Cellular component (GO): extracellular matrix
Molecular function (GO): metalloendopeptidase activity; zinc ion binding
Source: RefSeq, a predicted model, not a curated record
GGAGGAGGGGGAGGACACCGAGAGGCGGCUGCCGCGCGAAGCAGAAGCCGUGCAGGAGCCGCGGCGGCACUCGGGCGCCACAUUCCCUCUGCACGGGGCUGGCGAUGUGGAUGAGCAGGAGCUGACCCGGCUGCCGCGAGCCGCGUUUUGGAGCCGAGUGUCCGCUUCUCCUCCUCCUCCUGCUGCUGCUGCCCCCGCGCGGCUCGACCCGCACGCGGGGGUGCCCGCCGGCACGCGGCUCGCCCGCCCGCUCGUGGAGCAGGAGCUCUUCCGCCCGCUGGAGCCCGGGCACUAUGAUCGUACUCCCAUUCAGCACUGGGAGCCGCUUGGAUUUCGUGCAGCCGUCCCGGGGGGAGUUCUUGCAAGCCUUGCUUUGGAUUUUAUGUGCUACGGUGUGCAGAGCGGAGCAGUAUUUCAAUGUGGAGGUAUGGCUACAGAAGUAUGGCUAUCUUCCACCAACUGACCCCAGAAUGUCAGUGUUGCGCUCUGCAGAGACCAUGGAAUCAGCGAUAGCUGCCAUGCAGCAGUUCUAUGGCAUUAAUAUGACAGGAAAAGUGGACAGGAACACAAUUGACUGGAUGAAGAGGCCUCGAUGUGGUGUGCCUGACCAGACGAGAGGUAGCCCCAAAUUUAACAUUCGUCGGAAACGUUAUGCAUUAACGGGACAGAAGUGGCAACACAAACAUAUCACUUACAGCAUAAAGAACGUUACUCCAAAAGUAGGUGAUGCCGAAACCCGUAAAGCCAUUCGCCGUGCCUUUGAUGUGUGGCAGAAUGUAACUCCUCUGACAUUUGAAGAAGUUCCUUAUAUUGAAUUAGAAAAUGGCAAGAGAGAUGUGGAUAUUACAAUCAUUUUUGCAUCAGGUUUUCAUGGAGACAGUUCUCCCUUUGAUGGGGAGGGAGGAUUUUUGGCUCAUGCAUAUUUUCCUGGGCCAGGAAUUGGGGGCGACACUCAUUUUGACUCAGAUGAGCCAUGGACCUUGGGAAAUCCUAAUCAUGAUGGGAAUGAUCUCUUUCUAGUUGCAGUGCAUGAGCUGGGGCAUGCUCUAGGCUUGGAGCAUUCCAAUGACCCCACUGCAAUUAUGGCUCCAUUUUACCAGUAUAUGGAAACUGACAACUUCAAACUACCUACUGAUGAUUUACAAGGCAUCCAGAAGAUAUAUGGUCCACCUGACAAGAUCCCACCACCAACAAAACCUCUGCCAACAGUGCCCCCACAUCGUUCUAUCCCUCCAGCUAACCCUGGGAAGAAUGAUAGGCAGCCAAAACCUCCCCGGCCGCCCACUGGUGACAAACCUUCCUAUCCUGGAUCCAAACCUAACAUCUGUGAUGGGAACUUCGACACGCUAGCUAUUCUUCGUCGGGAAAUGUUUGUUUUCAAGGAUCAGUGGUUUUGGCGUGUCAGAAACAAUAGGGUGAUGGAUGGAUAUCCCAUGCAGAUCACCUAUUUCUGGAGGGGACUGCCUCCAAGCAUUGAUGCAGUUUAUGAAAACAGCGAGGGGAAUUUUGUUUUCUUUAAAGGUAACAAGUUCUGGGUCUUCAAGGACACCACUCUCCAGCCAGGGUAUCCUCAAGAUUUGAUAACACUCGGAAUUGGAAUUCCUCCCCAUGGUAUUGAUUCAGCAAUUUGGUGGGAGGAUGUUGGGAAAACCUACUUCUUCAAAGGAGAUAGGUACUGGAGGUACAGUGAAGAAGUGAGCUCCAUGGACCCAGGUUAUCCCAAACCAAUCACAAUCUGGAAAGGUAUCCCAGAAUCUCCUCAGGGAGCCUUUGUCCAUAAAGAAAAUGGCUUCACAUAUUUCUACAAAGGAAAGGAGUACUGGAAAUUCAAUAACCAGAUGCUCAGGGUGGAACCUGGAUAUCCCAGAUCCAUCCUCAAGGAUUUUAUGGGUUGUGAUGGCCCAACAGACCGGGACAGAGACCGAUACAGCCCUCAAGAUGACGUUGACAUUGUCAUCAAACUGGACAACACAGCCAGCACUGUGAAAGCCAUAGCCAUUGUCAUUCCCUGCAUCCUGGCCUUGUGCCUCCUUGUCUUGGUUUACACUGUGUUCCAGUUCAAGAGGAAAGGAACACCCCGCCACAUACUGUACUGCAAACGCUCUAUGCAAGAGUGGGUGUGAUGUAGGGUUUUUUCUUUCUCCCAGGAGUUUGUGGUAACUUGAGGUUCAACACAAGAGCUGUUAAGCAGUUUCCUAGCUAGGAGUGGGCAUCUGUCAGCCUGAAUCAAGGCUGAUCUUUAAAACCCAGGGGGUUGCCUGUCCUGCACAUGAGUGGGGAUUCACUCAACUAGGAAGCUUCCAUGAUACACAGUAUCUGCCGUUUCUUCAGUCCUUUGUCUUUCUUUGUCAUUCGAUUCUAGGCCUUUCCUCUGCACGCUCAAUACCCGAUAAACUAUCAGGAUUAACUAAUGAAGAGGAAAAAAAAAAGGAAAGAAAAUUCUCUAAUGUUUCUACUGUUUUCCCCACACAGCCUGUUCCCCUUUGAAAAGAUUUUUGCUGAAAGUAAUUUUUUUUUAAAUAUAACAACACAACAACCCAUAAUUGAACUUUCAGGAAAGUGUGAAGACCCAAAACAGCUUUGUCUCCAAAGAGGAUUGCUUUCUGUCUGCUAGGGAUAUAGUCCUACACUCCUACACACAAUUUUUGUCAAGUGGGAGACCUGGAUGACACGCAGGACUUCAGACUGUUUGGACAGCCAUUUUCCAACAAACAAGGGGCCAAAAUAUCUGCAAUAUAGUAACAGCCUUAAUGAUACAUUUUGUGUUUUAUACAGCUGUUCUGAGCUAUGUCCUCAAUGUUUUAACACAUUUAUAUUCAUUACUGUCUUCAAACAGAA